AUGAAUCGAGAAGAUCUAGUGACAACACUUUUGAUUGCAACCAAGACAUUGGUAGAACGAGAUGACUCGGAAACAACAAAUGCUGAAACGGGUAUGCCUUCAUUGACUUCUUCCAGUGAUUCUUAUACUACUCCUUCCAUUUCCGUUCCUCCAAACAGCAACAAUCCUUUUAUUAUUAGACAACACAACCCUUCAGGCACAGUGUUUAUUGCAGUAGGGGCAAUAGUGGGAGCCAUACUUCUUGGGUUCAUUUUGUAUCAUUUGAUUGUUUCUUGUACUGCAUCAAGAGUUGCCAAAAAGACCAGCACUAACGAUAGAAUUUUGUAUGAAAAGUAUGAAAGUAACAACAAUAAUGCAUACGGAUAUUCAAACAUGACACCCACAUCAACACUCAACAACUUUGAGUACAAGAGUCAUCACCACGGCUCUUCAAUAUCGAAGCUACCGUUAUUGAAUAGAUCAUUUGCUAACUUGCCAGGUGGCGGUUCACAAGUUGGGGACAAUUCCACCAUUUAUCAAUCUGAUGUGGCUGCUCCUGCUUCAAAGCACGAUUUGACCAAAAUGUUUAUUUCACCAACUGCGGAAGUUAUGCAACAUAAAAAGACCAAGUCAUACAAUCCAUCAUUGACAAACUUGUCCUUAGGUGGCUCAGCCACGAAUUUGGCAAGUCCAUCUCCUGCCACCAACAGGCAUUCUCAAUUAGUGCCAAGUUUAUACAUAAACAAUGAGAUGAAUAAUAGCGAUUAUUCGGUGGCUCAACACAAUCCUUCAAUUCCACCAUCAUUACAUGAGGAGAGUCAAAGCCAGUCGCAAGGCAGCGAUGAUCAGAAUUCAAAAGUUCAAAGUCCAAGAAAACCGAUACCAUCGAUGUAUCUCGAGGAUUUGAUGCAUUAA
This is a messenger RNA of Lodderomyces parapsilosis, 894 nucleotides long. RefSeq lists its product as uncharacterized. NCBI's taxonomy places the organism in Eukaryota, Fungi, Ascomycota, Pichiomycetes, Serinales, Debaryomycetaceae. Gene Ontology annotation, cellular component: cellular bud neck; fungal-type vacuole. The record is from RefSeq and is a predicted model, not a curated record. The transcript has a single exon. The coding region runs from base 1 to 894 and encodes 297 amino acids.